UAGUGGUGAUAACUCAUAAUUUAUAUUAAAAUAAGUAAAUUUUCAUAAUUGUGUGGUGACAUUAUACACAAUUGAUAUAGUAUAUGUAAACUGAGGUGAGAGAGAGAUGCUGUAUAAUACAAAUUUAAUUUCCACCACGUUAUUUGAAGCCACACAAGUAUGUAUAUUCCCAAUUCCACCAGGAGAAUUAAGUAUAUCUAAAUGGAAUCUUAAUGAGUCAAAUAUUAUAUGGAAGGGUAAUUUAAGAUUAAUUGAACAAGAAGUUGUUCAAGAUGAUGUAGGAUUAUUUUCAUCAAUGCCAGGUUCUAGACUUCAUUCUACUGAUACAUUAAAAUGGGCUAAUUCUAUAAAUUUAUCUAAUCAAGAUCAAGUAUCUGAUACACCUCGUAAACCAUAUGAAUGUUUAAGAGCUAAAUUAGAAUUAUAUAAUGAAAUAAUUAUACCGCCCGGAGUUGGUAGUCUUACAAGUGUUAAACGUGAAGAAUCUUGGGCAGAAGUUUGGUAUAAUCCUCGACCUCAUGUAGAUCAUGAUAUUAAGGAUAUUAAUAUUUUAUUUACUAGUAAUUUUCCUGAAACUAUUCAAAUGUCAAAGGAAUCAGCUAAAUAUUAUAAAUUAAUAACUCAAUUACCAAGUUCAGGCUAUCAGCCAUUUAAAAUAUUUCCUGAUGCAGAUGCACCAAUUUUAGUAGCACUUGGAUUAAAACUUAAAGAUAGUAAUGAUAGUCUGGGAUUUAGUGAAUCAUUAAAUCUUUAUAAGAGAAGAUUUAGGAAUGUAGAAGAACAAUAUGUGUAUGAAUGUAAACUCCUCGAUAUUCAAAAGCAACUGGCACAAUUUUCAAUUAAUGAUAAUUCUGAUUUCACUUUAUUCCCCAUUGAUCAUGAGAAUAAUAAUAAUAUUCAUGAUAAUAUUCAUAAUAAUAAUAAUAAUAAUAAUAAUAAUAAUAAUAAUAUGAGGAUUACUAUUUCUGAUAGUAGUGAUGAUACUGAUGAUGACUUUGGAGACUUUAUUACUAGUUGACAUCCUGGUGAUGUUACCUAUUGGCAUAAUUAAAUACGAUAAUUGGUUUUUUCUUAGUUAAAUUA
Molecule: messenger RNA, 1083 nt
Organism: Scheffersomyces amazonensis
Lineage: Eukaryota; Fungi; Ascomycota; Pichiomycetes; Serinales; Debaryomycetaceae
Exons: 1
Coding region: 107-1018 (303 amino acids)
Source: RefSeq, a predicted model, not a curated record